Lactuca sativa (garden lettuce) is the source of this 860-nucleotide messenger RNA. Its product is annotated as ethylene-response factor C3. Gene Ontology annotation, biological process: regulation of DNA-templated transcription; ethylene-activated signaling pathway. Gene Ontology annotation, molecular function: DNA-binding transcription factor activity; DNA binding. The record is from RefSeq and is a predicted model, not a curated record. Lineage: Eukaryota; Viridiplantae; Streptophyta; Magnoliopsida; Asterales; Asteraceae.
AAAGGUGUAAGCCUUUGGUCCCAUUGACAACCACUUCAAAUUUCAGACUGUUAAAGCCAUCUAAUCUUCCCUAAAGAUACAACUUCCUACACCAAUGUGUUCAUUUCCAAAUCUAGAAUUCUUUCCUAUGUCUCCUUGUUCAUGGGAUGAGCUUAUCUUCUCUCACGAGAUGCUCUCAGCUGAAGUCCAGAUAAAAGAAGAAAAUAUUAUUUUCCAGGAUCCUACUGACGACCAUUAUGAGCUUUCCUCUGAAAUAGAUCUAAGCAAAACUUCUCAUGACCGAGGGCAGAUCUUAGAAGUGAUUACAAAGCCAAAAGAAGAGCCUGAUGUCCAGAAAACACGAUUUAUAGGCGUCCGAAAAAGGCCCUGGGGAAAGUUUGCAGCAGAAAUUAGGGAUUCCACAAGAAACGGGAUUAGGGUAUGGCUAGGGACGUUUGACAGUGCAGAAGAAGCGGCUUUAAUUUAUGACCAAGCCGCAUUUUCAAUGAGGGGUUCCUCUACUCAACUCAACUUCCCAAUGGAGAGAGUGAAAGAGUCAUUAAAGGGGAAAAGCUACACCAGUUUCAAGGAUGGAUCUUCACCAGCAGCAGUCAUAAAGGAGACACAUAGAGUGAGAAGAAUUUCUAAAUGUAAGAGAAACAAUAAGAAUCAAGACUCUCAAAAAAUUCCUGUGGUUUUUGAGGAUUUAGGAUCUGAUUUGCUGGAUCAGCUCUUGGGUACAUCUGAGAUCAGUUCUAGUUCUAGCACAAAUUCAUAGAUUUCCAUAUACUAAAUUUUUUGCGAAUCAUUGUUUAUGUUGGUUUCCAAUUUGUAUGUUCAUGAAGACGUAAUAUGAGAGUUGACAUACCAUUAAAUGCUCA